Messenger RNA from Emiliania huxleyi CCMP1516, 627 nucleotides. Its product is annotated as saccharopine dehydrogenase. Gene Ontology annotation, biological process: glycolipid biosynthetic process. The transcript has a single exon. Lineage: Eukaryota; Haptophyta; Isochrysidales; Noelaerhabdaceae. Gene Ontology annotation, cellular component: lipid droplet; mitochondrion; plasma membrane. The record is from RefSeq and is a predicted model, not a curated record. Bases 1 to 627 code for a protein of 208 amino acids.
AUGUCCGCACGCACGCAUGUGCUCAUGAACGCAACCGGGCCGUACCGCUUCUACGGCGAGGCGGUGGUGAGCGCCUGCAUCGCAACAACGACGGACUACUGCGACCUGUGCGGUGAGCCCGAGUUCAUCGACCGAUGCCAGCUCAAGCACUCGGACGCCGCCCGCACGGCAGGCGUGCUGGUCGUCCACGCGUGUGCCUUUGACAGCGUGCCGGCUGAUCUCGGCACGCUCUUCACGGCGAUGCAGUUCCCGCCGCCCGCCCUGUGCGCGCACGCGGACAUGUACCACGUGGUCUCGGUCGAGGGGAGUCCACCUGGCGCGAGCGGGCACGCGACCACCUUUCGCGCCGCGGUCCACGGCUUUGGUGGCGCGGGCGAGACGCGCGCGCAGCGCAAGGCGUCUGCUCGCCGCGAUAGAGUCGAGGCUCUGCAAGGACAGCAUGUCCCACCCCCAACGUCCCUGGCACCCCCCAGGCGCUGCUCGCCAAGCUCGAAGAGGAGGCGCCGGGGAGCUCGAGGCCGCCGCCGCCGCUCGGCCCGAAGCUCAAGGUGGCGGCUGGACCGGCGUGGCAAAAGGCGCGCGCCCGCGCGGCACUGUGAAUGGGAUCGUGUGCCUGACCAACACUAA